GGUAUUGUCGACGCUGGAGCGAAGAAGAAAGCGAGGGGAAGAUAAGAAGACGACGAGCUGAUGUGGUGAAGUAGUGAAAUGGUGAAGUGGAACAGAGCGGUGCCCUUUCCUCUUCCGACCGCUGCCUUUGCAACUCAGAAGCCGAUACAAAGGUAACUAAAUAUGAUUGCCGACAGGGUUUAUAGAUUAGAGAGAACACAAAAAUAUAAUAUAUAUAUCAUUGAGCCGUAUAUCAUAACAUAAAACCCGUGGCUUCCAGACACCAUUAUACAUCAACCUGAAAACACCAUCCUUUCCGACCCAUUACGUGCAAAAGAUGACUAUAGACAAAACGAACCCAAUAACCAAGAUGAACAGAAAAAGUAGGCAAAUGGUCAGUGGAAGUCAUUCCCCAAGACCGCUACUUCAUAUCCGCAGGAGUCAAUGCCUGGACAAUACUCGUUCCUUCACUGAACCUCGUCCGGAAGAUCCGGUUCGCGUUCUGGAACAUGCCAUCCUUCAGGGAAACGAUGAUGAACUGCGAUCCCUUGAAACGGGUCUUGAUCAAACGACCGAUGUUCUGUGUGUGAGACAGAUCAAGCGCAGCAUCGACUUCAUCCAGAAUGUACAUCGGUGCGGGUUUGAAUUGCAGCAGAGCCAUGAUCAGCGAGAGGGCGAUCAGGGACCUAGUGAUUCGUUAGCUGUGCACAGUAGCGAGAGGAGGGAUGGAGGAAACAUACCGUUGACCACCACUCAGCUCAGUCAGACUUUGCUUCCACACCUUACCCAGACUGACUUUAACUUCCAGACCAUCGGUGAUAUCCUUGCCCUCCGGAGGAUCCAGCUUCGCAAAACUGCCGGGCAGAAGCUCCGAGAAGAUCUGACCAAAGUCGGCAUUGACCUUAACCCAGGUCUUGUGAAGAGCCUCCUUCUUGUAUUCAUUCAAGUUAAUGAUUGUCUCUUCGAUCUUGCGCUUGUCGCGGAUCACGGUCUUCAUCAUGUUCUUCAAAGCAGCUUCCUUCUUCUCAACGCUGUCAAUCAUGUUCAUGACCUUCGGGUUGAUCUUCUUCUUCAUCCCCUGGAAACGUUCGGUAACGUUGCGCAGCGUCGACUUGCAUUCCGCAAUGUUCUGGUUCUUGAAGUCAUAAACAGUAUUGGAGCGUCCGAAAUUGUCCUUUUCGUCAGCAAUCCACUCAUGCUCUGAUUCCAUAUGAGCAACGGCCUGAGCGGCAGCAUGCUGAUCUUUCUGCAGCUUCUCAAGCUGGUGCCCAAGCUUCUGCAUCUCAAGACCCUCUUCGGUAAUC
This is a messenger RNA of Aspergillus ruber CBS 135680, 1283 nucleotides long. RefSeq lists its product as uncharacterized. The record is from RefSeq and is a predicted model, not a curated record. Lineage: Eukaryota; Fungi; Ascomycota; Eurotiomycetes; Eurotiales; Aspergillaceae. Bases 317 to 1183 code for a protein of 288 amino acids. The transcript has a single exon.